AGCAAAUCAAUUUUUUGAAGGACUAGGGAGAAAAAAUUAUGUUUAUACCCUUACUAGAAACUCAAAUUUACAAAAAUACCAUCUUUAUGACUUGAUCCUUCCCUCUUCUUUUUCACGCGAAACCCUUUCCUUUGUUCUCUCUGCUGACUCACCGCCGUUCGCCCAUCCACCGCCGGCCAUCUCCGGACACAUCCGUAAAACUGUUAUAAUCAUAAUGCCACUGCCGAUGCGAAUUCGAUUGCCACUACUCCAUUACUCCACAACAACAACUCUUCGCCUUUCAUCCUCUUCACUCGCUCUGCCAUUUUUGCACCAACGACGAAGUUUCUCUUAUGUCUCCAGUGAUGAUUCCGACCUUGAAUCCGACUCUACUCACUCUCAACGAAAAUUCAUCAGCAACACACCUUUGGCAAAUCCGAACAAUAAGUGCUUAACAAAAGCCCCAACGUUGGAUGAAUCGCUUAGUCUCUUCUACAAGCUUGACCCAUCUUCCAAAAGUGCACGAAUUUGCAACCCACUGUUGAAGAGUUUGCUCAAAUUGGGUCGUACUGAUGAUGCCCGCCACCUGCUCGAUCAAAUGCUUCAACCGGAUUCUAAGUUUCCUCCUGAUGAUUUCACUGGUGAAAUUGUUUUUGGUGACUUGGUGAAGAGGGACCGCCCCGGAAAUGGCCUUGCUGAUGAGGAAAUUGUUGGGUUGGUUACUAAGCUUGGUGAACGUGGAGUUUUUCCUGAUACGUUUAAGCUUACUCAGUUGAUAUCCAAACUGUGUGGGAACCGGAAGAACGGUCUAGCGUGGGAUAUUUUGCAUAAUGUGAUGAAAUUGGGUGGUGCAGUUGAAGCUGCAUCUUGCAAUGCUUUGUUAACAGGGCUGGGAAGGGAAAGAGAAAUUAAGAAGAUGAAUAAACUGUUGGCAGAGAUGGAAGAAAAGAAGAUACAUCCCAGUGUCGUAACUUUUGGGAUUCUUAUUAAUAAUUUGUGCAAGGCUAGGAGGAUCAAUGAUGCGCUGGUGGUGUUUGAUAAACUGAGAGGUAAGGGAGAAAAGAGUUGGAUUGGUGUUGAACCUGAUGUGGUUUUGUAUAACACUUUGAUUAAUGGACUUUGUAAAGUUGGGAGGGAAGAAGAUGGUUUGAGUUUGUUGGAAGAGAUGAAAACUGAUAUGAAAAAUAAGCCAAACGCUGUUACAUAUAAUUGCUUGAUUGAUGGGUUCUGCAAAAUUGGCAACAUUGAUAAAGCACGUGAGCUAUUCGGUCUGAUGAAAGAGGAACAAGUACAGCCAAAUGUGGUCACCCUUAAUACAUUGGUUGAUGGUAUGUGCAAAACUGGAAAGGUCUAUAGUGCAGUUGAGUUUUUCAAUGAGAUGAAAGGCAAGGGCCUGAAAGGAAAUGCUGUUACUUACACUGCGCUGAUAUCUGCCUUCUGUGGUGUGAACAAUAUUGAUAAAGCCAUGCAAUAUUUUGAUGAGAUGUUGAGUUCUGGAUGCUCACCUGAUGCAAUUGUUUACUAUAGUUUGAUAUCUGGUUUAAGCAUUGCUGGAAGGAUGGAUGAUGCCAGUGUUGUUGUGUCACAAUUGAAACGGGCUGGGUUUGGUCUUGAUAGAGAAUGCUACAAUGUUCUCAUCAGUGGAUUCUGCAAGAAGAAGAAGCUGGAACGAGUUUAUGAAAUGCUCAACGAAAUGGAAAAAACUGGAGUUAAGCCUGAUAUUGUCACCUAUAACACUUUAGUUUCUUAUCUUGGCAAAGCUGGAGAUUUUGCAAGUGCUACUAAGGUGAUGAAAAAGAUGAUUAAAGAGGGUCUUAAGCCCUCUGUUGUCACAUAUGGGGCAGUUAUACAUGCAUAUUGUUUAAAGAAGAAUGUUGAUGAGGCCAUGAAGAUUUUUGAGGAAAUGUGCUCUACAUCUAUGGUUCCUCCCAACACUGUGAUAUACAACAUUUUAAUAGACGCUCUGUGCAAAAAUAACAAUGUUGAAAGGGCUGUUUCUUUGAUGGGUGACAUGAAAGUAAAGGGGGUUCGGCCUAAUACAACCACAUAUAAUGCUGUUCUGAAGGGGGUUCGGGAUAAGAGAAUGCUGGACAAAGGAUUUGAACUUAUGGACAGAAUGGUGGAAGAUGCUUGCAGUCCUGACUAUGUAACCAUGGAGAUUCUUACUGAAUGGCUUUCUGCUAUUGGUGAAAUAGAAAAACUGAAACUUUUUGUCGAAGGAUAUCGGGUUUCCUCUAAUCCAUCAUCACUUCAAACUUAAAUAUGUUAGUAGUAGGUUUGAACUAAGUCAAAAUGAUUAGCUUUUAAUUGUCAAAGCUCCAAAUUUUUGUAUUAUUUUUAGCUCAUUUUGAAACCAUUAUAGUUGAAUCAAAACAUGAAUUGUACAUGUAAAUUUAUAAUUUAUGCCUGUUUAAUUUAUUGUCGUCGUGAUUUUGUUACAUUUUCAAGUAGGUUUUAAAUGGAGGAGUACUCCUAGAAUAAAUUCAUGGUUGGCAGCCUGA
This is a messenger RNA of Trifolium pratense (red clover), 2480 nucleotides long. Its product is annotated as pentatricopeptide repeat-containing protein At3g61520, mitochondrial-like. The coding region runs from base 215 to 2239 and encodes 674 amino acids. The record is from RefSeq and is a predicted model, not a curated record. Lineage: Eukaryota; Viridiplantae; Streptophyta; Magnoliopsida; Fabales; Fabaceae. The transcript is spliced from 2 exons. Gene Ontology annotation, molecular function: protein binding.